This is a messenger RNA of Verruconis gallopava, 2475 nucleotides long. RefSeq lists its product as uncharacterized. The record is from RefSeq and is a predicted model, not a curated record. Lineage: Eukaryota; Fungi; Ascomycota; Dothideomycetes; Venturiales; Sympoventuriaceae. Gene Ontology annotation, cellular component: nucleus. The transcript has 5 exons. Gene Ontology annotation, molecular function: DNA-binding transcription factor activity, RNA polymerase II-specific; RNA polymerase II cis-regulatory region sequence-specific DNA binding. Bases 1494 to 2126 code for a protein of 210 amino acids. Gene Ontology annotation, biological process: positive regulation of transcription by RNA polymerase II; mitotic cell cycle.
GUCACCCAGGCCCAUCAGAAUCCGCGCCGUGUCGUUUGCAGCGCUCUUCAACUGCGUCACGGAUCCGGGGCGUCUGUCGCAGUCUGCGUGCGCGUGCGCAGACGACAGAAGAUCAACGGCGCCGAGCGAGCGUCGGAGCUUUUUUGCUGUCCACGUACACGUCCACGUCGACGCCCAUCCACAAACGGCAGCUUUUCGAAACAAAACAGUUGCGUAUCGGAUCUUGCUACCAGCCAGCGAACGUCGCCAGCACGAUUGAUUCGCCUCUCGCCUCUGCCCUGUUUUGUUGCGUCAACUAGCUCAACGGUUCUCUGCUGGCUUGGCGAGCUGCUCGUGCGUUUCCCACCGGCCUGGUCUCUGCAGAACAGCCUCCGCACUGCGCAGCCAAUCAUGCCCGCCUGGGCGGCCGAAAAUCUGGAGAAGCCAGAGGACGGAGCGGUUCGUGCCAGACUCUUGUCAGUGCGCAAUCAGAAAGACUCGCAAACAAAACCUGUCCGAUGGCUUGCUGGUCGUCAGCUAGUGCGCCAAUCGGGAUAUGCUCACAGUCCUGCACAAAUGGCUUGCAGAUAGAGCAGCUUAAGCGACAAGGUGCUCGCCUCCCAGCCCCGCAUUCCAGCCAACAUUCGAGGGCUUCUUCAUCUACUUUGCUCGAUGCGCCGCUACCUCAGCCGUUCGUUCCCUGUACGACGAUCUCGAGUAGAGCCGACAUAACCUACCUCGUUUGGUCCGCCCUCCAUGGAUUUCGAUCCCUGGCCGCGUCGGUCACGAAGCCAGCAAGUCUUUUGACUCCCCAGCUCUGCUGGACCGACCACUUCGACUUGCAUAGACCGCAAUGGCGCGUGAUGUAAUUGGAUUGCAUCCUGCCUGUAUCCCCACCUUAAACUUCUUCUGGCGGAAUGCAGCUCAUGCUCAACAGGCAUUGUCUUACCCCGCCUGAUUCAAUGUAGGGGAAACACGAGACCAAGUAUCUCUACUUGACGCCUCGUCCUCUCCUACACCUGACCCUCGUAGCUGUACAUAAACCAUGGCGUCCAGAGCCAUCUUUGGUCACCAUCCCCUUCCUGCAUACUGCUCCUGUGAACCCAGUUCAAAAGCUCCUCUGCUGACCUAGGCGUUCGUGCCUUGACUGUUCCUUCUUCACAGUGGUUUGUCAACUCGUGCUGCCGUAUGCAUGCGCGUUCUUUGACCGCACGCAAUGAUCAGCUUUCCCCAUUAACCUGCGCCUCCUAGCUUCUCGCUCCUCAAACCGAUGUCAUUCACAAGCCUUCUCUCAAACACACCACUACAUCCAAGGCAUACUCUACUUUGUCAAGCACAUAUCCGCGCCCACGUCUAGAUCCCUCUUAGCGCCCAGUGCAUUCUUCCACGUGCUGGUUUGCUAGUCUUAGCAUGUCGUGAGGCUCUCCAUAAUUCAGACUUGCACCACUCUCAGCAACAUUGUUCGUACUCAUACUUCCAUUGAAUGUCAAAGUACCGCUUUCGCAUGUUGUUGGAUGUUUCGACUGACCCCAGUCGUGCCGAAUCGCAGGACCACUUCAGCCUCGAAACAUAACCUCAAGCCAUCUCCACCGUCAGCCUUACCCGUUCAGCCCACAUUGUUGCCAUCGAUCUCACCAGCACAAACCAUGAAUCAAUCUACAGAGGCGACGAGCGCCGUGGCAAGCCCACCUAACCCGCGCAAGAGGCGACUCUCCGGUCAACAAAUCGCGCCCAGUCCUAUCGCGCCAGCGCCAGCGCCGCCGCCCGGUCCAUCCAGCUUUGCGAUUGCAUCUGAGUCCGCAGGGCCAACUACGGAGCCACCGAUAAGUGCCCCGCCACCUAAAAAGGGAAGAACAAAUACCCCAUGGACACCAGCGGAAGAACUUCGCCUGAAGAAGAUGCGUGACGAGGGGAAAAGCUGGAGCGAAAUCGCCAAGUCUUUUCCAACCCGCACAGAAGGGAGUGUCAAGAAGCAUUGGUAUAAGGAUAUGCAUUAUGCCGAGUUCGCCGAAGACGAGAGCGCCGCGCUUCUGGCAGCGAUCAAGGAAUAUGAGCAAAAUAAGUGGAAGGUAAUUGGCCAAAAAGUGGGAAAGCCGGCAAAGGCCUGCGAGCAGUAUGCGAAGGAGCAUUUCAGUGGAAAGGUUUAAGGAUCUUUCCCAUAGGUCGUUCGGUUCUGGGUUCAGCGCACAACCUUCGAGAUACCACCAUUUGUUACACCAAGGCGUUGUGCAUCAGCAUGCAGUGUUCAGAAAUUUUGUUUCAAUGAAUUUCGGCAGUCGCAAACACGCAAUGGAGGAAAGGCAUAGGCUCGGCGGGGAAAUCAUGUCGGUGAUCGUUAAGGCGACAUUUGAGAAGCCGUAGUACUGAAACUCGGGCAUGGGCAUAUAAUGACGCCAGCGAAAGAGUCCGAGAAAACAGGUCUGACUCCACAGCUACUCACAAAGUCUGUUCACAUUCUCUUCGUAAUCCGCGUUUUCCAGGCGCAAGCGUGUUCCG